Iphiclides podalirius (scarce swallowtail) is the source of this 1140-nucleotide messenger RNA. Lineage: Eukaryota; Metazoa; Arthropoda; Insecta; Lepidoptera; Papilionidae. The record is from the annotation of a GenBank genome assembly.
AUGGUGUCCUGUAAGUGGCUUAUACAAGUGACUAGAAAAUGUGGCAACUGGCACAUAGCGCAACAUCAAAUGCAACAGAAGCAAUUAAUGAUUCCUAAACAAACUUUUACCGAAUAUCAAAAUUCGUUACCGAUGAUCAUAGAAAGGGGUUUAACCAAACUGCGUUGCCAUCCAGAAUUGUGUGAGCGAUUAAAAAGGCUUACAGAGUACAACGUUGUGUGUGGGAAGCAAUUGCGAGGAUUACUUACAAUAUCUUCCUGUCAGGCUCUCACCGAUAAAGAGUUCUUCUGCCACGAUGAUUUACAGCAAAAAGUAUUUGCCUUGGCCUGGGCAGUGGAAAUGCUACAUGCCUACUUUUUGAUAACGGACGAUAUGGAGGACGGUGCUAAGACUAGACGGGGAAGGCCGUGUUGGCAUUUACUUCCAGACGUGAAGGCAUUCGUUGUUAACGAUGUUGGUAUGUUUCGGGGGUUCAUUAACGAAAUUCUCAAGCAAUACUUCGGCAAGGAGGACGUUUACCCUAAACUUCUUAAUAUUUUUAACGAUGCUUACUUGAAUACGCAUAUUGGACAAUUCAAAGACACGAUGUCAAGUACAGUCAAAGAUUAUUCAAAUUUCACAAUGGAGAGAUACAUCACUACUGUAAAAUAUAAAACUGCAUUCUACAGUUUCCAAUUCCCUAUUCUGUUAGGACUUGCCUUAAGUAACAAAGGUAACGAAGACGCGUACAGGCUCGUGGAAACAUUAUGUCUAGAUGUAGGCUUGUUAUUGCAGAUGAAGAAUGAUUUCCUAGACUUGUACGAGGACGAAUCAGUGGGAGGUAAAAGUGGGACGGACAUUCAAGAAGGCAAAUGCUCGUGGCUCUCGCUAACGGCGUUAAAGCAUUGCAGUCAACUGCAACGCAAGGAAUUUGAAGAAAAUUAUGGGAAAUGGGAGCAGAGCAGUGUAAAUAAAAUCAGGGCACUUUACAACGAGUUGAAUUUACCUAAAAUUUUCGCCAACGAACAGAAAUACAUUUACCAGUCCCUCUGUGAGCGGGUAAUAAAAUUGCCGAAAGACUCAAUACCACCCAGCGAGUUGUUUACAAAGCUGGUAAACAUGGUCGGAAAUGUAGGCAAUAUAAAGUACGAAAACGAAAAG